AUUCAUUUCUCUUUAAUUUUGUAUCUAAAAUUGAGCUAACAUAUUUCUAAUAAACCCAAACGAAUAAACUAAUGAGUCUCAAUUAAUUAAUUAGUAAACCCACCUUGUCCUCUUCCAUGAGGUCCUAGAUAAAUAACAUUAGGAAAAAUUCAAAAAGAAAAACAGAAACACACAAGCUUUUAAAUCCCAUUUCUUCCUCUCUCUUUAUUCCUUCUCUUCAGAAAAAUCUGUAGAGAGACAGCCACAUUCUUUCCAUUUGGUGUUCCUCAAAACACGAAAAGCUUUCUUUUAAAAAAAAAGAAAAAAAAUUCUCUUUUAAGGUCACGUUUCUAGAUUUUCUUCCAUUUUGGAAAUGGGAAUCCUUGAUUUUCUAAAGAGAAACUUCAAUUAAAUCCAUAGAAGCUAAUUCAAUCCCAUCAUUCCAAAAAAAAUCCCUUUGUUUCCAAGAAAAAGACCCAUUGUUUCCCAGAUUUCAAGUUAAUACCGUUUUCUUUCUCCUUUUUUUAAUCCCAGAUACCCAGAUCUUCAAAACACCAAAGAAGACCAUGAAAACCAACUCCAAAUUGUUCACAAUCGGGCUAGUAACAGCCUGGUACUCCUCCAACAUUGGUGUAUUGUUGUUAAACAAAUAUUUACUAAGCAAUUAUGGUUUCAAAUACCCCAUCUUCUUAACCAUGUGUCACAUGACAGCUUGUUCAUUGUUAAGCUACAUCGCAAUUGCAUGGAUGAAGAUGGUCCCCAUGCAGACCAUUCGAUCUAAGGUCCAAUUCUUCAAGAUUUCGGCGUUGAGUUUGGUAUUUUGUGUGUCGGUGGUGUUUGGGAAUAUUUCUUUGAGGUUCCUUCCGGUUAGCUUUAAUCAGGCUGUUGGUGCUACGACGCCAUUUUUUACGGCGGUAUUUGCUUACUUGAUGACAUUGAAGAGGGAGGCAUGGCUUACUUAUCUUACCCUUGUUCCUGUUGUUGCUGGGGUUAUCAUUGCCAGUGGGGGUGAACCAAGUUUCCACCUAUUUGGUUUUAUCAUGUGCAUCUCUGCUACGGCUGCAAGGGCUCUUAAGACAGUUUUACAAGGGAUCUUGCUUUCUUCUGAAGGAGAGAAGCUGAAUUCCAUGAACCUCCUCCUCUACAUGGCUCCAAUGGCUGUCGUAUUUCUACUUCCCCCAACGCUUAUUAUGGAAGAAAACGUGGUUGGCAUUACCCUUGCCCUUGCUAGAGAUGACAUCAAGAUCAUUUGGUAUCUAUUAUUCAAUUCAGCACUAGCAUAUUUUGUGAAUUUGACCAACUUUUUGGUCACAAAACACACCAGUGCCCUGACUUUGCAGGUUCUAGGAAAUGCAAAAGGAGCUGUAGCUGUGGUGGUUUCCAUCUUAAUUUUUAGAAAUCCAGUCUCUGUUACCGGAAUGCUUGGUUAUACACUCACAGUCUUUGGCGUAAUACUCUACAGUGAAGCCAAGAAACGAAGCAAAUGAGGCAACAUCCUGGGAUCACAAUACAUACGUGCAAUUUUUCUUAUUUUAUUGCAAGGACAACGGUAAAGCCCAAGAAGCAGUUCUGGUUGUGUAGAAGCCUGUGGUGCCAUGGAUUUGCACUAUAGAUUCAACAUUUUCCCUGUAAGCCUGGAAAAUUAGGUUUUAUAUAUCAUAUAUACAUAGAUAUCUGUCAGAAACAUCAGCUGGAUUAUAUAAAAAAAAAAAAAAUUAGAGAACUCCCAUAAGUCACUGAACGGUCUCUAUCAUUCCCAGCUUGGGGUUGUAAAGGAAUAUCUUCUUUUUCUUUUAAAAGGAAAAGUCUGUAGAAUUGAAUCACAGUCCAUUUGUUAUCAACAUUGCUAAUAUUUUUUAUUAAUUAAUGAAGAAGGAAACACAUUUGUUUGCCA
Molecule: messenger RNA, 1873 nt
Organism: Gossypium raimondii (Peruvian cotton)
Lineage: Eukaryota; Viridiplantae; Streptophyta; Magnoliopsida; Malvales; Malvaceae
Product: probable sugar phosphate/phosphate translocator At3g11320
Exons: 4
Coding region: 546-1466 (306 amino acids)
Cellular component (GO): Golgi apparatus
Molecular function (GO): antiporter activity
Source: RefSeq, a predicted model, not a curated record